Molecule: messenger RNA, 3109 nt
Organism: Balaenoptera ricei (Rice's whale)
Lineage: Eukaryota; Metazoa; Chordata; Mammalia; Artiodactyla; Balaenopteridae
Gene: CYYR1
Product: cysteine and tyrosine rich 1
Source: RefSeq, a predicted model, not a curated record
GCGUAGGUGCCACCCGCGGAGAUGAAAUGUGAGCCCGGGUGGCCGAGGACGCUGGGUCGGCCGCUUAGCCCGCCGCCCGAGCGCCGCGGGGACAGACAAAGAGACCUCCGCCCCAGCGCAGCCCCGCGCGGCGGCCCGGGCUCCCCUCGAAAGCUCCCAGGGCGAUGGCCAGGUCUCCGCGCCACCCGCCUCUCCAGAGCGCUGCCCUCUCCGUCUGACCGCCCUCCAGCUCCCCCGUCCCCUCCGGUGCCGGGCUCUCCCUUGGCUCCCAGCCCUCUCUACAGACCGGUCUGUCUGUCUCUCUGUCCAUCUGUCCUGGCGCGCAACCUCCGGCCACCGGCUUGGAUGGACGCGCGGAGGGUCCCCGGGUGUCCAGGGGUCUUGCUUCCGAAGUUGGUCCUGCUCUUUGUCUACGCAGAGGAUUGCCUUGCUCAGUGUGGCAAAGACUGCAAAUCUUACUGCUGUGAUGGAACCACGCCCUACUGUUGCUCCUACUAUGCCUAUAUUGGGAAUAUUCUCUCGGGCACAGCAAUUGCUGGCAUAGUAUUUGGAAUCGUAUUCAUCAUGGGGGUCAUUGCUGGAAUUGCCAUAUGUAUCUGCAUGUGCAUGAAAAACAACCGUGGGACGCGGGUGGGUGUCAUCAGGACCACCCACAUCAAUGCCAUCUCCUCCUACCCUGUGGCACCACCCCCCUACAGUUACGACCAUGAGAUGGAACACUGUGCAGACUUGCCUCCUCCGUACUCCCCGACCCCAGCACAGCGUUCCCCACCCCCUCCGUAUCCUGGAAAUUCAAGGAAGUAAUCCUUCUCCCAGGACAGAAUAUGCGCCAAUCAGAGAUCUUGCCCCCCGGAAUAAAAUGUCUCUACUCAGAAACAGACAGGAAAGGACUGCCCUAAGGAAUACCCUUUUGGGUUAGACAAUAUGUCAAGUGGAAUGUCCAGGCUAAGAGAAGAGAUUCAGGGUUUCUACCCUACUCAGAGCUGAUCCCAUCUGGGGUAUUAUGUUGGGUUCAAUGGGACCACAUUUGAAGAGUUCUACCGAUCAACAUAAGCACACUCAGAAAAGAGAAAUGGAUAGACAAAACAUCGGAAAUUCAUGUUGCUUAAGGAACAAAUGAAGGAAAUUGCAACAUUGAUCCUGAAAAAGAGAAGAUUUAUGUAAGACAAGAGGAUAACCUGGACUACCUAAGGAAACAACUAUACUCUGUAGCUUUAAAAGUCAGAACUAGAAUUGUUCAGUCUUUUUGUUCAUCGACAAAUGCAGAUCGAAUGCCUGAAAGCCUACUCUGUGCCUUACAUUGUUGGAAACACUAGAUGGAAGUUACAGGAAGAGAACUUUGGUUUUAGUAUAAGAAAGGGCUGCUGAAGCUUUCGUAUUGACUAGAUUGCUUUGUGAAGCUCCCUAUCACCAAGACUCCAAACAGAACCUGGCUGACUACCUGGUAGAGACAUGCUCGAGAAGGGAGAGCUAAAUUAAAUGGUCGAUGGGUUCAAUGGGCCCCCAAAGCUCCGCUCAUGUUUUAGGUAGAUGUGAGGUGAAUUUCUAUGCCAUCAAGAAUGAAAAUAACAGAGAUAGUUGAAUCCAUCUAAUUUGAGACUUAAAACAAUCAAAAGGACUUAACAGCUGCUUGAAGCCAAGAACUCUUCAGUGCUAGAUACUGGCCACCUAAAAAUCAUCUGAUUUUACUUAGUGUAUUAUGAUAAAGGUUAUUCCAACUGUGAAAAAAAAUUGUACCAAGUUCCACAAGCAACAAAUACUUCAUUUCAGAUUAAAAGAUGAGAAGCCAGAAUCCCAUGGGAUUUUACAUCAGGGAGUAAAAUUUCAAAACUCGACCAGGAAGAUAUACAAAAGUUUACAAAAAGAAGAGGGAAAAAUGAAGUUUGGAUUCUGUUCUGUGUAACUCCGCUCACAUGCAGCUUAGACAAAUUUCUAUUUUUCUUGUAAUAUUUUAAUAAUCUAUUCUCUUGAAAAAGUUAUACAGUUAAUGGUAAAGUAAGAUAUUGACAUCAAACUGUGUUGCCUUUUGCCAAAAUCCAUAUUUUAUGAAGUGCCUACCUUUAGGUGUAAAAGUUUUUAAUAAAUAAUUCUAAUAUGCCAUACUUUGCUGCAAGUGACCUUAAUCAACAUUUCUGUUUUUAUGAGGGUCCUUUCAUGUAUUUUAAAUUGUACAUUGAGAAACUAUUGGGAAUAGAUGAUUAUAUUUGUUUGUCGCUUUUCAAUUAAAUCUAAAAUGUUUAAUCCAACAUCAUCAGCACAAUUCAGUGAAAUCCCAAAAUGAUGCUAAUGAUUUUUCUGAAUAAAACAACCAAAAGAAAUGUCUUAAAGCAAAAGUUAUAGUUCAGGAACUCAGUAGCUGUAGUUGGGAAACUCAGUAGCUCAUAUAAGUAGCAUAUUUUACUUUCAAAUACAUUGAUCUGGCUGAAAUACUGUCUAACUGCCAGUGAAAUCUAAAAACUAGAUUUGUUUGGAAUGACUUGCUUGAUUUUUAGGCACUGGUGAUUUUCUUGCUUAUGAAGCCAGAAAGCAUUCAAGCAUUCCAGUCCAUCCUAGUAACUGAGAUUUUAGCACAAUUUUAACAGUGCAUAUGCUUUAAUUUAUCUCCCUUCUGCAAGUGCGAUCAGACCCAAUUACACUGUAGCUACACAAUUCAAAGUGCCAGAGCCUCUGUGACAUUCAGAAUGAUGUUUCCCAAUGCACUUAAGAAAAAAUGGAGAGGAAAAGUCCAGCAGAAAUUGAAUUCUCAUCAUCUUCGCUGUCAAUAAAUGUUUAUUGUGCAUACCUUCUAUGUUCUGCAAACAUGACCCACAUAGGAGCUAUUACAAUCCACACCAUCUCUCUUCUUUGAGUUUUUUUAUGGCCUCCCUUAAAGCAUAUCACAAACCCACACACCUACAAUAGAUGAGUAUUUUUACUAUUUGUAUUUAGUGUCACGAUCGUGUACAUGUGCACAAUAUCAGUAUAGACUUUUGGAGUUCACUGAUUAUUUUCAUAGAUGACACAUCUUGGGGGGAAAUAGUAUAUGAUGUGAAAGCUUUGAAUUAUGGUUAUUUAAAAACUAAUGUAUUUGCUAUGUCCAAAGUGUUUAUAAUAAGCAAUAAAAUGAAAU